Molecule: messenger RNA, 644 nt
Organism: Gastrolobium bilobum
Lineage: Eukaryota; Viridiplantae; Streptophyta; Magnoliopsida; Fabales; Fabaceae
Product: protein NUCLEAR FUSION DEFECTIVE 6, mitochondrial-like
Exons: 3
Coding region: 61-345 (94 amino acids)
Cellular component (GO): mitochondrion
Source: RefSeq, a predicted model, not a curated record
GAAAUAGCAAAACCCAGUACAAGGAAAAACCCCUGGUGCUCGUUCCUCGGUUACAAAACGAUGUCCGCCGCCAGGUCUUUCCUACGUUCCGCCGCAUCCCGAGCAGCCGGUGUGGCGAAUCUGGCUGCCGGAGCUAGAGCAACACCGUCACGAUCCCCGUUUAGGAUCCCAAAGCAAAGCUCAAUCUCUAAUCGCAUUUUCAGGUCGCCGGUUGAGUUGAGUUGCUGCGUGGAAUCGAUGCUUCCUUAUCAUAGUGCUACAGCUUCCGCAUUGAUGACCUCCAUGCUCUCUGUCUCUCGCCACUCUUACGGUUGGACCCCUGAAGGGCAAGAGAAGACUAGAUGAAGAUCAAGCAUCAAAGAUGGUGUCACAUGGAUUUGUUUCAAAUUUUGGGUUUUGAAGCAUUGAGAACUUACCUUCUAUAGAUUAGUGAGAGGAUGAGAUUUCGAAAUUGAAUGUAAAAUGACAUAUUGAACAUCAUAUCUCAUAAUAACCUUUUACUUUCUGAGUUAUCAAGCAAUUCAACCCGUGUUUCUCUGUCUUAAAAGAGUUAUUAUGGAUUGUCUUAUUUAGUGCAUCCUGUCUUUUUUAAAAAUGCCUAGACCGUUUUAUAAAUCAAAAUUAACUUAAGAGAUAAUCGUGUG